Molecule: messenger RNA, 648 nt
Organism: Microthlaspi erraticum
Lineage: Eukaryota; Viridiplantae; Streptophyta; Magnoliopsida; Brassicales; Brassicaceae
Source: the annotation of a GenBank genome assembly
AUGGUAAAGAAGAUAUACCACAAGAAGAAUGUUCAUAGUUGGCGCGACUUAGAUGGCCGAGCAGAACCUCUCCACGCUCGCCCAUGUCCUCUCAAGCCGCCCAACACACCAUCCCAUCUCAUUCCAUCUGCAUCUCACCCAUCCCACCUCACCACACUUGCAUUCCAUCACUACCAUCAUUCCACUGCAUUCACCAUUCUUCAAACGGCCAUAUCGAGAAUCAGCGCCGAACGCGCAGACCGGCUGGCCGAGGAACGAUGUUCCGCGCUCGGCCAAAACCGUAUUCGUCCGACUGAUGUCUCGGCCAAAGUUCAAACCAUCGGCCGAUCACGCAGACCCGGGAAACAUUGUCCCGCGGUCGGCCAAGCCAACGCCACGCCACCCGCGCACGACCAAGCGCGCGAGCCGGGAAACAAAGCCUCGCGGCCGCGCAACCUUCGCGUACCACGGCCGAUGCAUCCGUCCGAGCCGGGAAGACGUCCCACGUCCGGCCGAGAAACCAUCGGCCAAAUCUUCAUCCGCCGACCAAGCCGGCCGACCGUGAAAUCAUCCGGCCACGACCGUUCCGACUCGACCAAAGACCCGACUGUCCGGCCGACCGUCCCGACGACCGUCCGAACGCCGCGGUCGACCCGAAGCCGUUUUUGA